This is a messenger RNA of Scomber japonicus (chub mackerel), 909 nucleotides long. RefSeq names its product tyrosyl-DNA phosphodiesterase 2-like. Lineage: Eukaryota; Metazoa; Chordata; Actinopteri; Scombriformes; Scombridae. The record is from RefSeq and is a predicted model, not a curated record. Gene Ontology annotation, cellular component: PML body; cytoplasm. Bases 1 to 909 code for a protein of 302 amino acids. The transcript is spliced from 6 exons. Gene Ontology annotation, molecular function: single-stranded DNA binding; 5'-tyrosyl-DNA phosphodiesterase activity. Gene Ontology annotation, biological process: double-strand break repair.
AUGACAGUGGCUCAGUCAUCAGCACGUCAUGAAGGUGUGGCUAUCGUGGGUUUAAGUGCACAUGUUGGAGGGGAAAGUCGGGCUUCCUCUCAGGUCAGUGAUGACUCAGCAGAAUCUACACAUCAGCAGCCAGAGGAGGAUGUUGUGGACCACCUGAAGCUGAUCAGCUUUAACGUGGACGGACUGGAUGGAGAGAUGCAGCCAGAGAGAGCGAGAGGACUCUGCUCCUGCUUAACAUCACACUCUCCUGACGUCGUGCUUCUCCAGGAGCUCAUCCAGCCGUACGUUCGAUUCCUAAAGAAACGCUUCGCUGUCGACUACGAGUUCAUCGAAGCUGGUAAGGAGCAUUACUUCACUGGAAUGAUGCUGAAGAAGUCACGAAUCACACUCCUGGACACUGAGAUAGUCUCAUAUCCGGCUUCUCGGAUGCUGCGUAACCUGCUUACCGCUCAGGUGCUGUUCAAAGGCCAGAAGCUUCACCUGAUGACGUCUCACCUGGAGAGCUGUAAGGAUAACUCAGUGGAGCGGAUGAGACAGCUGCGGCUGGUGAUGAAGAGGAUGAGAGACGCGCCUGAUGAUGUCAUUGUGUUGUUUGGAGGAGACACCAACCUGAGGGAUUAUGAGGUGGCCAAAGUGGGCCUUCCCAGCAGUGUGAGUGAUGUGUGGGAGCAGCUGGGCGAGCAGGAGGCCUGCCGCUACACAUGGGACACCCAGACCAACACCAACAAAGGGAUCCGGUUCAAGUGUCGCCUCCGUUUCGACCGGCUCUACCUGCGCCAGGCGAGCAGCGACGGAGCCAUGCAGCUGAUCCCCGACCACAUGUCCUUAACGGGGAUGGAGAUGCUCGACUGUGGCCGUUACACCAGCGAUCACUGGGGGAUAUACUGCACCUUCUCUGCUGUCUGCUGA